Molecule: messenger RNA, 936 nt
Organism: Laccaria bicolor S238N-H82
Lineage: Eukaryota; Fungi; Basidiomycota; Agaricomycetes; Agaricales; Hydnangiaceae
Exons: 7
Coding region: 1-936 (311 amino acids)
Cellular component (GO): cytoplasm; nucleus
Molecular function (GO): protein folding chaperone; protein-folding chaperone binding
Source: RefSeq, a predicted model, not a curated record
AUGGCUACGAAUCUCUACGAGGAGCUUGACCUGCCCAAGGACGCCACUGCCGAUCAGAUACGCAAGGCUUACAAGAAGAAAGCCCUGAAGACCCAUCCAGACCGACUCUCCCCGAAUGCGACGCCCGAGGAGAAGGCUGCAUCUGAAGAACACUUUCGAAAAGUCAACAAUGCAUAUGAAGUUUUGACAGAUCCUCAGAAACGGAAGGAAUAUGACAGAUAUGGCGUUUGGCCGCCGCCUGACCUUGAUGACGAUGAACCCUUGCCGAGGAGGCCCAGUGGCAAUCGGCGCGGCUCGUUUAGCCGCCAUCCCCCCACUCCGCGGUCUCCUUUUGGGGACCAUUUCUUUUCGCACCCCUUCCCGUCCGCUACAUUCACUGAUCCCUUCACUCUCUUUGACUCUAUCUUUGGCGAUUUCCCAUUCCAAAGUCACAGUCGACCAUCGCCAUACCGUCCGCAUCGUUCACGGUCCGAUGAUCCGUUCCAAAUGCCCCAUAGGAUGCACCAGGAGAUGAUGGGAAGCAUGUUUGCACAGUUUGAAAGAGAGAUGUUCAGCACCUUCCCUGAUCACCAUAACGUUGGUUUCGUACCACCUGUGCCCAGGCUACCCGCUCCGAGCUCGAGCAACCAGCGCUGGGUUGAGGAGAGUUUUGUAACAUCGACGGUCAACGGUGUGACGCAGACUGUCCACAAACGACGGGACUGGGAUGGAAAUGAACAUGUCACUCGUACAUUUCCUGACGGCCGAGAAGUGUUCACCAUAAAUGGGGAGCAGCAAUCAUCGCACCGUGGCUAUCUUGAACCUCCGGUCAUCCCGCGGCCCCCGCCUGCUGGCCCGCCACCUCCAUAUCAAGGACGUAACACUAAUUACAAUCCGUUUCAUAAUGCGUACCCUAUGAACACAAACACAGAUUAUCACCGUCGUGGAGGCUGGUAG